Molecule: messenger RNA, 1101 nt
Organism: Diplodia corticola
Lineage: Eukaryota; Fungi; Ascomycota; Dothideomycetes; Botryosphaeriales; Botryosphaeriaceae
Exons: 3
Coding region: 1-1101 (366 amino acids)
Source: RefSeq, a predicted model, not a curated record
AUGGCCGCAGCGACGAUCCAUGCCCUCCGCCGUAUGAUUGUCCAGGCCGAACUGUUGCCAAUUGCCCAACCAACGCCUUCGUCUGACCCCUUCGCAGCGAAGUUCCCGAUGGCGCCGGAUAACAUCCUGAACUUCUUCCUCAAGUGUUGCCACAUCCCCUGUGUCAGCGCGGCGACGACGACGACGACGACGCCGGAACACUCGCCCAUACGCAUGACCGUCUCCGCCACCAAGCGAGCUACGCCAGCCGAGCAACAGCAGCAGCAACAGCAGCAGGGGGCCGAUGGUGCCAACGACACCCCCACCCCCAAUAUCAUCGUCGAGACCACGGCCGUCGUCGUCGACCCGCACGCCAGCACCUCCGCGCCCGCGCGCGCCCACAACGUCAUCCGCGCCCGCGACCUCGGCCGCCUCGCCGCCUGCGUCAACUGGUUCGCCGACGUGGUCGUCGUGGACGGGCUGCUCGUGCGGGGGGAGAUCGCGCUGAGGUGUCGGCUGGAUGGUGGUGGCGGGUCGACGACGACGACGACGACGACGACGACGACGACGACGACGACGACGGCUACCACCGCCGCUGCAGGCGAGGGUCCGGCGCGUGCGGCGGUGCGGGAGUGGGAGUGGACGUUUUUCGUGGUGGGGGCGGCGGCGGAGGUGGGUGGCGGUGGCGGCGAGGGGAAGGGGGAUGUGCGGGUUACUGUGGCUCCGGAUGCGUUGGGGCAGAUGUGCGAGGCUGCGGGGUGGGAGCCGCGGGCCAGGCCGGCGACGGGGCCGAGGAAGGGGAAGGAUUGUAUCCCGAAGCAUGGGGUCUUGUCGAAAGAGACGUGGAAGGAGCGGGAGGCGAGGGCGAAAAAGCACGACGAAGAGAUUGCGAGGAGGGAAGGAGCGAAGAAAGGGAAAGCAUCGCAGAACGGCCAGCCAGCGGGAAGCAGCGGGUCGAAGAAGACUAACGGCACGGGCGGUGAGGGGAAUGGAGACGAGGAAGACAAGAAAGGCAGCGGUGACGAGUGCGCCGACGAGAAGAAGAAAACUGAUAUUCCAGGGCAAGGGGGUGACAGUGACAAGGAAAACAAUGGUGGAGAGGCCAGCCAGGACAGCAACUAG